ACAACAUCUCCUCGAUCUUAUCCUUAUCUUCUUCCUUGUUCUAUUUCGCUUCUAAUUUCUCUCUAAAGUCGUCCUACAUCUUCUUGUUUAAGUUCUUGAGAUCUUUGUCUGAUAAUUCUAGAGUUAAUACUAAUUGACCAACGAUAAAUGUCAAUGGACAAAGUCAUGAAAUGAGAAAUCUCAACCAAUUCUCUCGUUUCCUCGUUUAUCAUUCCGUAUCUGUCGUGAUUCUUCACUGGUUUUACGUAUUUUCUUGAACACUUUUCUCUAUUUCUUGUUUUUUUUUCUCUCGCAAAGUAUUAGGACAAAACAUGGCAAACGCUGAGAAGACAAGUUCAGGUUCCGACAUAGACGAGAAGAAGAGGAAACGCAAGUUGUCAAACCGCGAAUCUGCUAGGAGAUCACGUCUCAAGAAACAGAAGAUGAUGGAAGACACGAUCCACGAGAUCUCGACUCUUGAGAGACGAAUCAAAGAGUACAGCGAGAGAUGCAAAGUGGCGAGACGGAGGCUUGACUCGCUAGAGUCGGAAAACGCGGGUUUGAGAUCGGAGAAGACGUGGCUUUCAAGCUACGUUAGAGAUUUAGAGAAUAUGAUGGCCACGACUUCCUUAACGCUGACGCAGAGUGGCGGCGAUGAACAGGAGGCAAACGCGGAUGGAGAUUGUAGGCGUAGACCAUGGCAGCAGUAUGGUUCUGAUUCUCUGCAACCAGUUGCGUCCUUCAAGACAUGAGCUUCGCGUGUUUAGUUUGUGCUUUUUGUGACCAUUUUAUGAUUUGUAUCUUUCAUAUUGAACAAUAUUCUCCUCUUCGUGGAGAUACAAUUGUUUUUACUUUA
This is a messenger RNA of Brassica oleracea var. oleracea, 835 nucleotides long. Its product is annotated as basic leucine zipper 1-like. Gene Ontology annotation, cellular component: nucleus. The record is from RefSeq and is a predicted model, not a curated record. The coding region runs from base 312 to 731 and encodes 139 amino acids. Gene Ontology annotation, biological process: positive regulation of DNA-templated transcription. Gene Ontology annotation, molecular function: DNA-binding transcription factor activity; transcription cis-regulatory region binding. The transcript has a single exon. NCBI's taxonomy places the organism in Eukaryota, Viridiplantae, Streptophyta, Magnoliopsida, Brassicales, Brassicaceae.